AUAACAUAUAAUUUUUUUAAUUUAAGGAAUAUAAAAUUUACUUAUUAUUUUAGUAUAUCCUCAGGACAAAAUGUCAACCUGCCAAAAACAUAUGAAACUCAGUUAUCUGACGAUGAAAUUAUAAUUGAGAAUGAGGCAAGGCCGCUCUAUCCUAAGGAAAAUGUCGUUAUGGAAGGAAGACGGAUUGUUGAUAUCCAGACCCUUUUUAAACAAAUUCAAUUAUUAUCAAAUCACGCUCCUUUUGAUUGCUCAAUUGCAAAUAUGGAAGCUAUGACAGAGAAUAGAAAAGGACUUAAUAGUACUUUUUUAUUAAAAUGUAAAAUGUGUCAUUUAGAAAAACCUUUUAACUUAGUUGACACAACUGAUGACAUAAAUACGGCUGCUACUUUGGCAACAAUUUCAACUGGCAUUGGCUUUUCCGCUGCUGAAGAAUUUAUGUCAGUACUUAAUAUUCCAUUUAUGUCACCUAAUACUUAUCAACAGCGCCAUGAGAUCGUCGGGGACAUAAUUCGAAAAUCGGCUUGGAAAGCAAUGGAAGAAGCUGCUAAAGAGGAAAGUGAUUUGGCAAAAGAAUUGGGGGAAGUAGAUAAAAAUAACUGUCCUUAUAUAACUGUUGUUGCGGACGGGGCCUGGAGUAAAAGAUCUUAUAAUGUAAAUUAUGAUGCUGCUUCGGGAGUAGCUUGCAUUAUUGGGCAACGCACUGGCAAACUUUUAUUUCUGGGAAUUCGCAACAAGUAUUGUAGUUUUUGUGCUCGAGCAACAGCAAAGAAAAUAGAUCCGAUUCCUGAACAUGUGUGCUACAAAAACUGGUCUAAUACAUCCACGGCUAUGGAAUCGGAUAUUAUAGUUGAGGGUUUCCGAAAGAGUUUAGAAAUGUACAAUAUUAUUUUCAAAAGACUUGUUGGAGAUGGUGAUAGCAGUGUAUACAAAAAAUUGGUAAAGGCCCGACCAUAUGGAAGUUUGCUCGUUGAUAAAGUGGAGUGUAAAAAUCACCUGCUGAGGAAUUUUUGUGCCAAAAUUCGAGAAAUCUGUAAUAAAAAAAGAAGUAACAGUACCAAUAGUCCUGUUUCACCGUUACUUCGAAAGACUAUUUCAAAUAAUAUUCGAAGGUUAAGGACUGCUAUUACAAUGGCUGUGAUAUAUAGGAAUAAAGAAAAUAACAACUUUAUUGAUAAGUUACAAAAUAUUACAAAAGAUCUGAGAAACAUUCCGUCUCAUGUGUUUGGGGAACAUCGUGAAUGUGCAUCUCUUGGUUAUUUUAAAUGUGAAAAAAAAGAUGACGAAGCAAAUUUAAUUCCAGAGAUGAAAGGCUGUGGAAUAUUACAAGAUUUAGAAGUAUGCUUCAAUCGACUUAUUCAUCACGCUGCAAGUUUAUUACGAAAUAUGGAUACCAACAUUGCUGAACAUUAUAAUUCCGUAGUAUGUAAGUUUGUUGGAGGUAAACGGAUAAAUUUUUCUAAAAAAGGUUCCUACCAAAUAAGAUGUGAAGCUGCUGCAUUACAAUUUAAUGUUGGGAACGGAGAAUAUUAUGAACAGCUUCACAAAUUGUUUUCUCAAAAAAAUACAUCUGGUAUUUUAAAAAAAUUUAUUGAAAGGUUAAGAAUGAAAAGGCUGUAUUAUAAAAAUAAGAGACGAAAUAUUUUUAAAAAAAGAAAUAAACCUGUUACAUUACCUGAUAAGGAUUAUGGGCUACAAGAUGAAGAAGUAGUGCAGCCUGAUAUGGAGUCAGAUAUAUUUGAGCAAAAGAAAAUGGCAUUCCUUAAGGACCUUGAAAAGACUGAAAAAGAAAUUCAUGAAAUAGAAAUAAAUACAAGAGGACAAGGAGGUAAUCCACUAUGGAGCCAAGAGAGAAGCAUAAGACUGACAGCGUCUAAUUUUGGCAAUAUUUGUAAAAUGCUUCCCAAAACAAAUUGUCAAAAUAAAGUUCGACAGUUGCUUUAUUCAGACUUCCGUGGAAAUGAACAUACCAAAUAUGGCAUUGAAAAGGAGCCUUUUGCAAUAAAGCAAUUUGAGGAAGAAUUUGGAAUGAAAGUCGAAAAGUGCGGCCUUUUUAUCGACAACGAAUAUUGUGCAUUAGCAGCUAGCCCUGAUGGGUUAGUAGGUUUAAGAGGACUAGUUGAAAUUAAAUGUCCCUCUACUGCUUCUAAUAUAAGCCCAACAGAAGCUAUUGGUGAGAGGUACCGCUAUCGACUUAAAACCGAGGCGGUUGCUUUUGAUAAUAUUCAUUUUUUCCUGUUCUUGCAACUUGCAAUAAUCAAUGUCCCCUUAAACUUAUAAACAUUGAUAUUGUUUUUCUUUUGAGUUCGAUUAUUAAGAUAAUAGUAGUAUUCUACAUAAUAUAAGUCUCCUGCUUUUACGAAAAUUAUAAUAAAAAACGGACUUUGUUUAUGACAGACGUGUCGAUGCGAGAACAAAUGUGCGCCCCUAACUUUUGCCACCUGCGUGAAGUGCAUUCGCUGCAUA
This is a messenger RNA of Anthonomus grandis grandis, 2463 nucleotides long. RefSeq lists its product as uncharacterized. The record is from RefSeq and is a predicted model, not a curated record. NCBI's taxonomy places the organism in Eukaryota, Metazoa, Arthropoda, Insecta, Coleoptera, Curculionidae. The coding region runs from base 169 to 2277 and encodes 702 amino acids. The transcript has 4 exons.